AUGGAAUCAUCAAUAACUGCUGAUUCUUUAAACAGAAAUGAUGAUCAAUUGCGUGAUAUUGAAGAAAAAACAUUGGAAAUUUUACUGGUUGAUAAAGAGCCUGAGAAAGAACAAGAACAAGAGGAAAAGACAACAACAGUCAAUCAUAAAUAUCAGUUACCACUAUCAAAAGUAAAAGCCAUCGCUAAACUUGAUCCUGAUAUGAACAUGAUAAGCCAAGAAAGUGUAUUAGUUUUAACUCAUGCUACCGAACAUUUUAUUCGUUUAUUAACAAAUAAUUCUUAUACGUCGAUGAAACAUUGUGGAGGGAAAAAAUUGGAUCGUGUUCACGUAUUUAGUGUAAUUAACAAUAUGCCAUUAUAUGAAUUUUUGGAUGGUGUAUUUGAUAACUAA
Messenger RNA from Didymodactylos carnosus, 393 nucleotides. NCBI's taxonomy places the organism in Eukaryota, Metazoa, Rotifera, Eurotatoria, Philodinida, Philodinidae. The record is from the annotation of a GenBank genome assembly.